Rhineura floridana is the source of this 1933-nucleotide messenger RNA. RefSeq lists its product as uncharacterized. The transcript has 8 exons. NCBI's taxonomy places the organism in Eukaryota, Metazoa, Chordata, Lepidosauria, Squamata, Rhineuridae. Bases 68 to 1036 code for a protein of 322 amino acids. The record is from RefSeq and is a predicted model, not a curated record.
GAGUCCCUGUUCCACACUGCUGGGGCUGAAAGACAAGGAGCCCAGUUCAUAUCCCCACCCCUUAAAGAUGGAACCAGGAAGAUUUCUCAUUUUCAUGUUUGCUGCAGGGACAGUUCACUCUGCCAAGGAAUCCCUGGAGAUUAUUCCUAGCAAUGGGGAUGUGCAGUUGGGCAAGCCAAAGUAUUUCUUGUGCAAAGUGAGAGCUGGUGGAGACGCUGCCUUGACCUGGAAUGACCCAGAGGAUGUUGAAAUUGAGGAUUCAGAACUGUACAAAGUGAAGGCAAUCGAUGAACAGUCUAAGGGGAUGGAGAUAACUCUUUCGGAUAAAGAGAAGGGAGGGAUCUUCACAUGCAAGGGGGAUUUUGACUCUGGAGAGACUGCAACUGCCCAAAUCAGAAUCCGUGUGGUCCAGAGUCCCACAUUUGUGACCAGAUUGGACCCUACAAAGGAAGUUGUCGAAUGCACGAGGGCCAACUUCAACUGCCAAGCCACAGAGAUCCCACAGGGAUCCUAUUCAGUCUCUCCAAGGAUAGAGCUCCCCACAGGUGAAUCGUUUCCCAUCCAGAUUGGGAAUCCCACCCAGUACAACUUCACCAUCCUGGCCAGCCCUUCCCCUUCUGUCUCUAUCGCUUGGAAGGGGAAGGUUUUUGAAGGUGAUGACAUCAAGAAGCUGGCGCAGGACCGUGACAGAUAUACGUACUCCUUUGCGUUCACACCAACAUCCCAAAAAGAUAUUUCAGAACUGCUAAUAACAGCUACCAAUGAUCUGGGCACUACAGAGAAGAAAGUUACUCUCCAAGGAGACAAAGGUAUGGGAAUUGGCAGCAUCUUGGCUAUUGUAUUGGUAAUCCUCUUGGCCCUUUUGCUGGUGAUGGAUGUCUUUUGCUAUUACAAGCGCCAGCGAGGCUUGCUGAUGUAUUGCAGAAGGAAUAUCCUGGGCAAAAAUUCAUCUGGAGCAGCCACAGAAAACAAUGGGAAAAUGCUCUCCAAGUCGGGGAAAAGCACUGUGGUGAAUGUCUCCGGCAUUGAGGCCUGAUGAGUCUAUCCCAAUGACCUUCGAUUGUGGAGGGCAAGGAGAUGGAACUAUGCAUCCAAGUUUGGAUUAGCUCUGUAUAUAAAAAGAAAAAAGUACAGAGGUUACUUUGGGCUGAGGAAACAGUGCUGCUCUCUCUCUCUAAAACUCGGCUAUUUCUGGCCUUAACUCUCCGUUUCAUUACAUCACAUCUCAAGCAUACAGAACAGCUAAGAAUCCUUCUGACACAGUCUUCCUAACCUGAAGCCCUUUAGGUGUUGUUGGACGCCAGCUUCCAUCACCCAAAGCCAUUGUGGCCAAUAGUGAGGCAUGAUGGCUUCUGCAGUCCAGCAACAUCUGGAGGGCACUAGGUUGGGGAAAGGUGCCCCAGUGCAGGGAUGGGGAAACUUUGACCCUCCCACCAUCCUUGACCACUGGCCAUUCUGAUGGGGGCUGCUGGGAACGGGAGUCUAGCAACAUUGGAAGGGACACAUAUUCCUUACCCCUGCCCUCAUAGUUUCUCUCUACUAGGAGCAGACUGGCGGUCGCUUCCCCCAUUCACACCUCUUAAGUCUACUUGCCUGGGUUGUUGGGAAAGUGCUAAUAGCUCAUUUCCACGAGUUUACCUGCCUAUGUGCUAUGACAGCACUGCAAAAGCUCAUCAGGAGCACUAUGACUGCAUCUGAUUGGCCAGAUUCUCUCCCACCUGGCAACCCCCUUUCCUUGAAUAUGCAGAGAUGAGAUCUAUUCUCAUCCCUUUGCCAUCUCCAAACUCAUGGGUGAUCUUUGCUUUGAGCAAGAAAGUGCUUGGGUCUCUCCUUAGAAUUGCCUGGUGUAGGUAAUAUGGAGGGUAAUCUUUUAUUCCUUUUAUGCUACCUCCUCUCCAUCAUCCCUUAUCCUUAAUCUUAAUAAAGCUUCAAA